AUGGCCGCCCGCACCACGCGCGGCUCUGCGCCGCCGUCGCCGUUCCUCGCAGAAGACGAGAUCGCGCUGCUCCCCUCGCCCAACGUCGGCAGCGCAGAGCACCGCGGCUCCGACGCGAGCUACCAGGGUGCCUACGCGAGCCACGCCGCAGCGCGCAAGGCCGCGUCGCGCCCCCGCGCCCGAGCGUGCGCCCUCCUCCCGCCUCCUCGCCUCCUCCUCCCGCUCCUCUUCGCCCUCGCCCUCGCCGCUUCGUUCCUUCUCUUGACCGAGUCGACACGCCAUAAGCUCUCCCAGUACCUCGCCUUCACGCCCGAGCAGUCGCACCGCAUCCGGGACGCCCUCUUCGACGAGCCGUCGUGGCCUCUCGCGCCGAGCGGGUUCGGCAUCCUCGACGCCGACGGCGAGCACACGGUGACGGCCAUCGUCGUGCACGGGCUCGGCGACAAGGGCGACGGCAAGCCCUGGACCGACGUCCUCGCCGACGAGUUUCCCUUUGUGCGCUGGGUCGCACCGACUGCCGACUACCUCAACAUCACGGUCCGAGACGGCGCGACGACACGAGCCUGGUUCGACAUCGUCGACUUUGACGACAUCUGGGGCGACGAGGACGUCGUCGGCUACAUGCACAGCCAGCAGCAGCUCAACCAGCUCAUCGACGACGAGCGGCAGAAGAUGCUCGACUCCGGAAAGGUCCCCCGCAUCGUCCUCCUCGGCUUCUCGCAAGGCGGCGUCAUGACCCUUCUCGCGACCCUCACCGCCCCGACUCGCGACCGCAUCGAGGCCGCCGCCGUCAUGAGCACCUACCUGCCCAUGCUCGACUCGUUCGACGAGAUCUUCAACCCUGCCGCGAGGGACACGCCUUUGCUGUGGGUGCACGGCCGGGCCGACCCUUACCUCACGUACACCAAUGCCGAGCUGUCACUCGCGCGCCUCACGACCGCCCCGAUCUCGCUCUCGAACGUCGUCUUUAGCGGGUACGACGGCGUGCAGCACUCGUGGAACGGCGACAUGCUCGACGACGUCGUCGGCUGGUUCGACGCGCACGUGCCGCGGCAUCGAGCCGAGGGAGCUGGACCGAGCACGGGCGCAGUUGGAGACGGACGAGGCGGCAGAGCUCAGCAGGAGAAGGUCGAGGGCGCGGCGGGCGGCGCGGUCGAGCGGGUCGAGGCGGGCGCGGGGGCAGCCGGCGCGCAGCGGCAGCAGACGGGGGCCGCGUCGAAGGGGGAUCCCUUCGAUGCUCCUGCAGAGGACGCGUCGAGGGCGGCCGAGGAGGAGGGUCGGGCCGACGAGCUCGACGGGCUCGAGGCGCUCGAGGCGGCGGACGACCUCGUGCCGGCUCGCCGGCUGCGGCGACGACGACCAGAGCGCACCGUUGUCGACUUGUCGUCGCCUGUAUCCUGACCUUCUGUAGCUCCCUGUUCGCGCGCUCCUUGGUGUUGUACGAUCAUCCUCGUUCUCUCUCUC
This is a messenger RNA of Rhodotorula graminis WP1, 1464 nucleotides long. RefSeq lists its product as uncharacterized. The coding region runs from base 1 to 1401 and encodes 466 amino acids. The record is from RefSeq and is a predicted model, not a curated record. Gene Ontology annotation, cellular component: cytoplasm. Gene Ontology annotation, biological process: protein depalmitoylation. NCBI's taxonomy places the organism in Eukaryota, Fungi, Basidiomycota, Microbotryomycetes, Sporidiobolales, Sporidiobolaceae. Gene Ontology annotation, molecular function: palmitoyl-(protein) hydrolase activity; carboxylic ester hydrolase activity. The transcript has 5 exons.